Lampris incognitus (smalleye Pacific opah) is the source of this 1078-nucleotide messenger RNA. RefSeq names its product cyclin-dependent kinase inhibitor 1C-like. Lineage: Eukaryota; Metazoa; Chordata; Actinopteri; Lampriformes; Lampridae. Gene Ontology annotation, molecular function: cyclin-dependent protein serine/threonine kinase inhibitor activity. The transcript has 3 exons. Gene Ontology annotation, cellular component: nucleus. Gene Ontology annotation, biological process: regulation of cell cycle. The coding region runs from base 110 to 793 and encodes 227 amino acids. The record is from RefSeq and is a predicted model, not a curated record.
GCACCGGGGAUCGACCGGUCCGCUAGUUUGGUGAUCGUCUCCGGGUUUCGGUUUUCGGUUUGUUUAGAUUUAUCCGGACUCGCUGGUGGAUUUGUUCCGGACAGGCGCGAUGUCCCACGUCCAGUUAUCGAGCAGCGCGCUGGAGCGACUGGCGGCCCGAAGAACCUUCCCUCUGCACGCGCGAACCGGAGUCUGCCGGAACCUCUUCGGACCGGUAGACCACGACGAACUGCACCGGGAGAUGAAGGACAAGCUGCGGGAGAUCGCCGACAUGGACCGGCAGAGGUGGAACUUUAAUUUCGAGGCCGAUUCCCCGCUGGAAGGGGAUUACAAGUGGGAGGAGAGCCCCCGGGAUAAGACCCCCGUCUUCUACCAGGACUCGGUUCAGACAGGGAACACUCGGGCGGGUGCUGCGCCCGUCAAGGUGAAGCCCACCUCGGACCCCGACCCGCAAGACACACCUCUUGUUCCUGUGGGAGUAGUACCGCCCGGCUUCGAGGACCGGCUGAGCGGGCCGGACGGCGGCGGCGGAGGCGGCGGUGGCAGCGGAGGCGGAGGCGGCGCCCGGGGUCCAGUCGAGGUGAAUCAGGAGAACCGGACGGACAAGCUGAACUCAGGGACGACGCGCAGGCGGCUCCGGUGUGCCCGACACAAGAGCAGCGGCACGACCGACACCAACACAACUCGCAUCACAGACUUCUUCGUCAAACGGAGGAAGACUGCCGAGACCAAGGCGAGCGAGAGCGCUCGCCGCCUCCCCAGGUCUCCCGCUCCGCGGAAGAGGAUCCGCUGAAGGUGUUUUUGCUCUACUGUUCACGUAUUUUGAGAGGGUCUUGGGAGGAGAUCGCCCCUCCCCCACUGCGCCGUCUGUCCUGGAGGAGGAGGAGGACGGGGUACGGCCGACUGCUCCACCCGCUGUUUGGGCUCCGGCAGGACCGGGCGGACUCGGACUCACAACUGAACGGUCAGAAAAGAAGACAGACAAGGAGAAGAGAGCGAGAGAGAGAGAGAGAGAGAGAGAGAAAAAAUGCGAGAGAAUGCGAGAGAAUGUGAGAGAGUGAGCGAGAGAGCGAGAGAG